Rhagoletis zephyria (snowberry fruit fly) is the source of this 1237-nucleotide messenger RNA. RefSeq lists its product as uncharacterized. Lineage: Eukaryota; Metazoa; Arthropoda; Insecta; Diptera; Tephritidae. Gene Ontology annotation, cellular component: nucleus. The record is from RefSeq and is a predicted model, not a curated record. Gene Ontology annotation, molecular function: zinc ion binding.
UCGAAGUGUACGUACUCGAAUUUGGUGAAAACGCAGUGGGAACGACGCGAAUUUACCGAAGCGGCAGGCAAUGCUUGGUUGUACGCCGUGAGUUGUGCUAAUUAACAUUUUUUGUUUAUAAACAAAAAGAAAAACGCCGGGACGCCAAAAAUACGCUAAACACGCCCAUUUGACGGUGAAAAAUAGAAUAGAUUUACACAGUGAAAAAAUGCAGCAAUGGGCGGCAGUAGGAGUUACAGUGUAAGCAGCAAUGGCAGUACGAGCAGUGGUGGCAGCACUAGCGGAAAUUACAGUGAAUACAGCGCUGCAGGCGGCAGUGAAAAGCUAUGUAGAGUGAUGGCAAUAGUAGCACCAAAGUUGGUAUACAGCAGAGCUGGCAAUCAGCGAUUACCGGUAGCAGGCGGUGGAGGAGGAGUGGCGUCGCAACAGCCGCCGCCGCCGCAGCCACAUCAACGGGUGCGGCCACGUCGCAUAAUGUGCCGCUGUUGCCUGUCGGAGCAGCAGCAGCCCACCACGCGCCAGUCACCGCCGGACUCAUGCUCCGAUGAGGAGACUCCCCUUUUGGAGUUUGUGCCACUGGACACCUUGGCCAUGGUGGAUUUGCGCGAUGAUAAGUUUACAACUUCAACGACAGCCGGCAAUGAUUCAUACAAGGCUACCAGAACGCUAUCGACCAAAGGCAACAAACUCAAUGGCACGCCAACAAAAAUGAUGGCCAACAGCUGUGGUGGUAGCGUCGACAGUGGCAGCACCACCACCCUGCUCGAUUGUUUGAACGCGUGUGCGCGCAUUGGCGCUUCGCUUGCGGACAUUGAACUACCCCAACACAUCUGUCUCGACUGCUGUCAUACACUGGAGAUGUGCAGCGAGUUCAUACGUUGCGUACGGAAUGCGGACAAAAUUCUACGCAGACGUUGUGCGCUGCCGACAAAGCGCGCACGACAACAACACCAGCUUCUGCAACAGCUGCCGCAGCAACGACAAGCAGCAGGAAUGCCGGUUGUGGGCAGCGUUGAUUUGUAUGGCGAGGAGGGACCAGCAGCGAAGCGUAGGCGGCGCCGUGAAGAGAAAGUGCAGCAGUUGAGUGCCGGUCGUGCCAGUGGCAGCGCAAGAGGCCUCGGCUACAACACGCCCAAGUCAAUAUCCUUGCCGAAGUCAGUGUCGGCGACGGCGACGGCGGCAGCGACAGCGGCAGCGACAGCGGCAGCGACGGCGACGACAGCGUCAGCGGAGAGGG